Ostreobium quekettii is the source of this 1029-nucleotide messenger RNA. The record is from the annotation of a GenBank genome assembly. Lineage: Eukaryota; Viridiplantae; Chlorophyta; Ulvophyceae; Bryopsidales; Ostreobiaceae.
AUGUCAUCCGACAACCCUCAGGCAGACGCCGGCCAGGCAUUUGACUUCUCGUCGUGGGAGAGCCUCCUUAAUGAUCCGUCGGUGUUGCAGCUCGCGCAACAGCUCCAGAGCGACCCCGGUUUCCAGCAGAUGCAGAGCGUUCUGCAACAAAGUUUUGGAGUUCCGCCGGAGUCACCCGGCGCCACUGGCUCGACAGAGGCGCGGGAAGACGGAGACUCGGGGAAGGAGGCUGACGCCACACCUGCGGCCGCUGGGGCUGGCGAUGGGGAGUCGGCGUCGGAACAGGAGGGGCAGCCCCAACAGCCGGGAAUGCCACAGUUCGGAGUGGACCCCGCAAAGGCCAUGGAGGCCAUGCAGCAACUGUAUGCGAGCCCGAAGUUCGUCCAAAUGGCGGAAAAGAUUGGACAGACGAUGCUGCAGCACAAUCCCGUCCUGCGUACUCUGAUGGACCCAGCGCAGAGGGAAGCCAUGCAGGCGAAAUUGGACCAGCUGAAGAAAGACCCCGAGCUGGCACCCAUCAUGAAGGAGCUCGAGACUGGAGACCCGCAGGCUAUGAUGAAGUACUGGAACAACCCCGAAGUGCUCAAGAAGUUUAGCACUGCUCUUGAAGAUGUCAUUGGCCCUGGUACAACGGAUGUGCCUGGCGAUGAGCAAGAGGAAGAAGUUCCCAGCAUGCAGUUCUAUGCUGGGGAAGGGAAUGUGGAGGGCCUGAAGCAGCUGCUCGCACAAGGUGUGGAUAUUGAUGAUAAGGAUGAGGAGGGCCGCACAGGUCUUCACUUCGCCUGUGGCUAUGGCGAGAUGGAGUGUGUCAAAUUUUUCCUGGACAAAGGAGCAAAGAUCGAUUCUGCGGACAACAACAAGAAUACUGCUUUGCACUACGCAGCUGGAUAUGGACAACCAGAAGCUGUGGAAUUGUUGCUAUCAAAAGGUGCUGCUUCGGACACGAAGAACGCUGAUGGCAACGUGCCAAAGGAAGUGGCACAAUUGAACGAAAAGGAAGACAUUGUGAAGUUGCUGGAAGGGAAGUGA